Cucumis melo (muskmelon) is the source of this 2657-nucleotide messenger RNA. RefSeq lists its product as uncharacterized. The coding region runs from base 43 to 2517 and encodes 824 amino acids. Gene Ontology annotation, molecular function: nucleosomal DNA binding; double-stranded DNA binding. The record is from RefSeq and is a predicted model, not a curated record. Lineage: Eukaryota; Viridiplantae; Streptophyta; Magnoliopsida; Cucurbitales; Cucurbitaceae. The transcript is spliced from 3 exons. Gene Ontology annotation, cellular component: nucleosome; nucleolus; nucleus. Gene Ontology annotation, biological process: negative regulation of DNA recombination; chromosome condensation; nucleosome assembly.
AAUGCAUAAUGCCCUCUCUAACGGCGAUGCAUCACCGCCGAUAUGGAGAUUUCCCCAUCCCAACUCUCUUCCAUUCGUCCGCCGCCGGAAAAUCUCUCGUCUCCCUCCUCUAAUGCACCGCAUUCCGAUCACCGUCAUUCACUCAUAGCGGGGAGGCUCAGAGACGCCCUCUUCUCCGCCGUCGCUGCCAAAUAUUCGACCAAUGGCACCGCCCACUCUUUGCCCUUCCUCUCCGACCAGUUCAAGUCUGUUAUCGACUGCCGCCUUCGUGAGAAUUUCCCCUCUUUUCAAACUCCUACACAUCUUCCUUAUGCCUCGAUGAUACAGAGAGCAAUAGCUGAAGUUGGAGAGGAAGAUGGGUUGAGUGAGGAGUCGAUAUCAGAGUUCAUCGUGAAUGAGUAUGAGGACUUGCCAUGGGCACACUCAGCGUAUUUGCGUCGCCAUUUGGGGAAGCUCUGUGAAAAUGGGGAGCUAGUGAAAUUGAAAUGUGGGAGGUAUAACUUUAAGGUGGAGGAUAAGGGAGUAAAGAGGAAGAAACGGAGGAGGAAGACGGGAGGAAGGAGUCGGUAUCGAGAAGUGGAGAGUGCCGAUGAGAUAGAAGAGGGUUUUGAUAGGAAAAAACGAUCAAAGAAAUUGAAGGUCAUAGGACCCCGUGUGGAGGAGGUGGUCACAAGUAAAGGGAGUGAAGAACAAAGUGAUUUUUCUAGAGAGGUGACUGUUGGAGUUGAAAAUGUAGAUCACGUUGGAGAAGGGCAAGUUGUGGUGAAUGAAAAAAAAAAAGUUGAAGUAGAUGAAAUGGUUGACAAACAGCAUGGAGAGAAAAGCAAGCAUAUAUAUGGGGCUAAAGUUUUUAACCGGAAAAAUCAAUCUCGAAAUCUGGUGAUCCUAGGUCUUCAUGCGCCAUUAGCUAAUAAGGAGAUGGAAAAACAAAGUGGUUCAUUUGGGGAAGAAGUUUGUGAAGUUGAAGAAGGAGAUCACGCGAAAGGAGGCCAAAUUCAAGUGCGUGGUGAAGUUAAUGAAGUUCAAGCAGAUGUCAUGAUUCACCAACCUUGUGAAAAGGAAGUCAAGAGUAGAGAUGGUUUUCAAGAUUUUGAUGACAAAAAGCAAUCACAGAAUGUAGCAGCUGGAAAUCUCGGUGCACAGGAAGCACUAACAAUGACAUGGAAUGAAGAAAAACGUGGUUCACCGAGAGAAGAAAUUUGUGGAGCUAAAGAAAGAGGUUAUGACCAAGACAGGCAAGCAAUAAUGAUAUAUGAACUUAAAGAAGUUAAUGGUAGUGAUGAGGUUGAAGAUUUUGGUGGGAGAAAACAAUCACAGGAUCUAAUGGUUGUUGGACUUCAUGCAAAAGAGGCACUAAUGACUAAAGGGACUGAAGACGAAUGUAGUUCGUUUAGAAAAAAUGUUGGCGACGGGGUUGAAGGAAAACAUGCACAAGCUGGCCAAACUGAAGUGCUAGAUAAAUUCAAAGAAGUUCAAGUUGAAAUGAUUGACGAGCACCCUGAGGAGGAAAAACAAGGAGAAAGGAUGGAAGAACCAAAAGAGAGAGCAUCCUUGGGAUCAAUCAGAGAACCUGUUGAAGAAGCCACUUUGGAGUUCUUUGAUGCUAUGUCGUACCAUAGCAAUGCUGAAGAAAAUGGAGUGAUUGAUGAUGCUGAAGGUUGCAAGAAGUUACUAGAGGAAAAUGAAAAUUUUGAAUUCUUUGACGCGAAGUCUGACCAUGGCUACGAUGGGGUGAAUGAAAUAAUUGGUGCUCAAUCUUCUAAGAAGACGGUACUAGGUGAAGUUAGCAAUAAACAAAAUAGACUGGAAGAACAACGACCAUCCAAGUUUAGUGAUGAUCAAACUGAAAUAAGGAACGGUUGCGAGGCCGAGGACCUUCAACUAACCAAGGAGCAUUCCCAAGUUAGAUGGCCAUCUGAAAUAACUGGAACUCUAGCGAAGCAUUCAAAACAAGAGAUGUCUAGAACUUCUGAGGCAGACAAAAAUGAGAAGUCCGAGGCAUUAUCGCCUGAAGAUAUUAUUUGUAGUCCAAGUCAACCUUGGGGGCAUCGUGGUCAAGGGAGGCCUCGGAAGUUGAAAGUUCAAGAAAUUUUGGCAACUUCAUUAUCCUCAUUUGCUCGAGAUGGUGACCAGCGAUAUCUGGCAUCAAAUGUUGUAGACGGAGAGGCAUUUGACUCAAAUACAAGUUAUGGCACUCAUCAUAUUGAUCAGCAAGGACUCAACCUGCCAAGAGGUCGGGGGAGAGGCCGAGGAAGGCAUCGAGUAGUUAGACAAGACCAGAAUUCAAGGUCACAGACAUGCUCACCUUCCAAGCAUUUGAAUCAUCGGCAAUCUCCUGGAAAGAUACGUGGGAGGCCUCUGAAACAAAAUUUUGAUGAAGAUAUUGUAUCAAAGGAUAUCUCGACUUCUUUAGAAAAUAAACACCAAGAAGAUAAAGGUCUUCUUGGCCGUGGCCAUGGCAUUGGAAGUUCUUCAAGUGGAAGGAUGAAAGAAAGGGGAUCAUUUGAUAAUCAGUAAUCACUAGAUGUUCAAGUGCUAACUAUAUUAAUUAGUACUUAAUAAAAUUUAACAUCUGAUUUUGUUGUAUGCUUCACUUAGUUUGCCUGUUUCCUUUUAUCAUCACACCUUAAUAAAAUUUCCACUUUUUAACUCUUGAA